This is a messenger RNA of Prorocentrum cordatum, 1149 nucleotides long. The record is from the annotation of a GenBank genome assembly. NCBI's taxonomy places the organism in Eukaryota, Dinophyceae, Prorocentrales, Prorocentraceae.
GCCAGCGGUGCGCAGAAAGCCUCGCAGAAAGCCGGACAUGCCGCCAAGGCGCUGAGACAAGGGCCGCUUCGGGCCCAGGAGGGGCGCUGGGUGGUCGGGCUGGUCCUCCGAGACUCUGCGCCGGGGAGCCGGUGCGAGGCGCCGAGCCGAGCCGUGGCCAGAAACGCCUUCUGCCGCGCGCCCCCGGCACGAAGACGACGACGCCGGGCGCGGCACACGCCGGCAGCCGCAGGCGCGGCGGCGGGCAACGGGAGGGGGCACGCCGUCACCGACGACGAGGUCAGGAUGCUGCUCGAGGCCGCGAACUGGGCGCCCACGCACAAGCGCAACGAGCCGUGGCGCUUCGUGGUCUUCCGGGGCCAGGCCGCCAUCCGGCAGGUGCUGGACGCCACCGUGGAGGGCAACCGUGCCGCCACGGUGGAGGAGCGCGGCGGGGAGACGUUCGAGGAGUGGCACGCGGAUUUCCUGGACAGAGGGAUCAGGAAGAAGUGGAGCAAGUGCGACGUGCUCAUCUCUCUCAGCAUGCUGAGGGAGGCUGUCCCGAGCAGGCGCCUGCCGGAGUGGGAGGAGGUAGCCGCGACGGCGUGCGCGGUGCAGAAUAUGCACCUCAUGGCGACGUCGAUGGAGCUGGCAGGCUACUGGAGCAGCUGGAACAUCGUCGGCCGCGACUCCGACGCGAUGGCCGAGUGCCUAGGCAUCUCCAAGGAAGCUGGGGACCGUUGUCUCGGCUUUUUCUGCAUUGGCUCCAGCGAUGUCCGCGUGCGGUCUGGACGUGGGGCUGUGGCCGAGAAAACAAGAUGGGUGACAUCUCCCUCGACGUCAGAGGGUGCAUGAAUUUGAAGGGCGAUGUGUCACAGUUAGCACUCUCGCAUGCACGUACAUCUGAUUUUCGGAUACCAUUUUCUCAUGCUUCCAGUGGCAGACAAGUGUCGCUAUCGAUACCACAUGUACAAUACAGGUCUGCCAGUACAGUUUUCUCUCGUGUCGGAGUUUCAGUAAUGCGUGGGCUCUCGUCCAUCGGAGCUUUGCCAGCACAUGUUUCUGUGAUGCUUACUGGAUAAGCGCAGCAUGCGCUUGCUCUGCACACUGAAGAGAGUCACAGGGUGGUGGCAUGUAUGCGAGCACAAAACAUUUACGUUGGUCUCCGUC